Phytomonas sp. Hart1 is the source of this 183-nucleotide messenger RNA. Lineage: Eukaryota; Euglenozoa; Kinetoplastea; Trypanosomatida; Trypanosomatidae. The record is from the annotation of a GenBank genome assembly.
AUGCCGAUAGAAUUAGUUGACACAAUGGUAAAACAUUCGGAGUGUGUAGUUGAAAAAAACAUUAUUAAUUUAUUUUGUAUGAAUGCCUUCCAUAUCAAAUUGACCUUUUUUUCAAAUAAGACUUACAGAGUAGAUGUAACAUACUGUACGUUUUUAGUAUUAUGGUUUACCUGGAGUGACUGA